AUGGAACCAAAACGAAUGUUACAAUUAGCUAGUGCCAUAUUUAUUAAAUGUUUCGUCGAUAGGUUUGGUAUCACACGUGCAAUAUCCGAAGUUAUAGCUGAGAUCGUGAGAUUACGUGAACAGAAGAGUAUGAGUGUGAUUCAAGUAUUUAAAAAUCUUUGGUUGAAAUUUUUAACACCCACUACACCUCAACCAUUAGAUUCUGAUAAUAUUUUAUAUAAAGAAAAUUUUGAAAAUCCUGGUAAUAUUCCACUCGAAGGUGUCUCACCAUUGAACGACGGAAAAUAUUGGUUUGAGAGACGUAAGCGUACAUCUCGAGUCACGAGUGGGCAGCUUGAGAUAUUAUUGUCCAAGCUGGAAGCUAGUCCACAUUUGUACACAAAAAAAUUUAGUGGCCUGCACGGCAAGGAAUUUUUUGAAAAGGGCUGGAGGGAAGUUGCCGACGAGCUCAACCAGCUUCCCAACGGAUCCGUCAAGACGCCUGAGCAGUGGAUAACAGUAUGGAGAGACUUCAAAUGCCGGGCCUGCACUAAAGCGGCAAAAUUAAAACGAGAAAGAAUGCAGACCGGCAACCAAGGCAUCACCACUGCUCCACUGACUGAGGUGGAAAAAAAAAUUGUGUCGCUGAUAGGUGUUGAAUACACAUUUGGCAGCGACUGCCCUGACUCUAUGCCAGAGGAAGAAACAUUACAACAUGAGGUGGAGGCUGGAGUACAAAUGGUAGAAGUUGUUUGUUUGUAUCAAGGUAAUGAAUGCCAGUUGCUUGAGACUGAGAGAAACAAAGCAUCGCCAGCACCACAAAUUAUAGCAAGUGGCAGCAGAGCCACACCUGUUGCUUCACCAGCACCCAAUCAGCAACAGGUGCAAGAAGUAACUCUGCAGUCAGCAGCACCACAAAUAACAGAGAGAGGCAGCAGUGCAGCAGCUCUCAUCACAACACCACCCACUGUACGACAGGAGAGACCCAGAAGGAUAAGGAAUCUGAAUCCUCGCCGAUCUACUGCCGAGCAAGCGAAUAUAGCUCGGGAGGAUUUCCUGGCAGUUGCAAAAUCUAAUGCAGAUUCAAUGAGGAUGCUGGCAGAGGCUGCCAACAUUCAGGCCGAGGCUGCCAGAAUGCAGGCGGAGGCAGCAAAAGUUCAGGCCGAGGCAUUUCAUUUAUUAGCUCAGGCUGUUGACAAAAUUGGAGAUUUGCUUGUUAUUAAAAAUAAUAAAUAA
Messenger RNA from Parnassius apollo (apollo), 1215 nucleotides. The record is from the annotation of a GenBank genome assembly. NCBI's taxonomy places the organism in Eukaryota, Metazoa, Arthropoda, Insecta, Lepidoptera, Papilionidae.